AUGAAAUUUGCAGAUAAAUUAAUAUAAUAAUAAAAUCCUCCAGCACAGGUUCACAGGAUACUGAAAAUUGGAGACAAGGACUACUAGAAAUUAUCUUAAUAUGCUUAGCCGAUUUAGAUGAUGUCUCAGAGAAUGAAAUAGAUAAUCUAAUGUCUAAAAAUGACAGCUGCUCAAGAAAAUGCCGUAAGUUUGUCUUGCCCGUAGAUCGGGUACAAUUAUUCAAUUUUUGUUAUGUUGAGAAAUGUGAAAAUGAACCAAUGGUGUUACAAUAAUAUAUCAGUGUCGGAUUAUGCGACCUUCAUAAAUCCUUAGAAGUUGAGGCAAAGCAAAUUCACGUAGGUGGAAUGGGAGGAGUGUCCUUCAUUUCCUUUUUUGAUGGGGAAGGUGGAGAGGCCUUACAAAAUCGAAUAUCAAUUUAUUAAUGAAAAGUUUAAAUUAAUUAAACAUUCUCGGAGGUAUAAUUGGUAUUGUAUUACAAUAGUGGUUUUGAGGCUCGAGUGAUUUAACAUGAGAUGGAUCAUUUGGAGGGGAUCACGUUGGACAGACCCGAUAAGAUGUUGUUGGAAUCGAAGAGGGAGAGUUUCAAGUGUGACGAUAUCAAUUUUGAGGGGUUGUAAGAGCAGUUGGCUGAUUUAGAAUUGGCUUCUAUGAAGAUGAAAUUAGAUUAAUUUAAAAGUAAUAAAUGA
Molecule: messenger RNA, 686 nt
Organism: Paramecium octaurelia
Lineage: Eukaryota; Ciliophora; Oligohymenophorea; Peniculida; Parameciidae
Source: the annotation of a GenBank genome assembly